Messenger RNA from Mucor mucedo, 1140 nucleotides. Its product is annotated as beta-lactamase superfamily domain-containing protein. Gene Ontology annotation, biological process: N-acylethanolamine metabolic process; N-acylphosphatidylethanolamine metabolic process. Bases 1 to 1140 code for a protein of 379 amino acids. The transcript is spliced from 7 exons. The record is from RefSeq and is a predicted model, not a curated record. NCBI's taxonomy places the organism in Eukaryota, Fungi, Mucoromycota, Mucoromycetes, Mucorales, Mucoraceae. Gene Ontology annotation, cellular component: membrane-bounded organelle; cytoplasm. Gene Ontology annotation, molecular function: zinc ion binding; N-acylphosphatidylethanolamine-specific phospholipase D activity.
AUGUUUGUAAAACAACAGGGCGGACUAGCGUUGGUGUCUGCAGUGGCUGCUACUUCCUUACUUUACUACUUGUUUCACUCCACCACUCAUGCUGCUCAUGUCGUUGAAAGCGUUCGAAAAAGGGGAAUCUCUAAACGAAAAUUGUUAACAAGACCAGAAGAAAAAUAUGCCAGUUUAAAGGUUGAAAAGCGAUUUGUCAAUCCUUUUGAAGAGUGGACAGAAAUACCUUUUUAUAAGACUGCGUUAUUUUGGAUGGGUCGAUGGAAAGGAAAUGGUAUUCCUUCAUGUGAAAAAGAGUUGGAUAAAACUUUACCUGUGAUGAAACCAGACUUAAAUCGUAUUAAAACGUCUAAUGCAGUAACAUUUACUUGGUUCGGGCAAUCCACUUGUCUCAUGACACUUGACGGGUUGACUAUUUUGUCUGAUCCGGUGUUUAGUAAAUGCUCGAUUAACGAUUAUCUUGGUCCCAAAAGAUUAAGACCUAUACCAUGCCAACUAGAAGACUUUAUUGACACUGUGGAUAUUGUUGUUGUCUCACACGAUCAUUUUGACCACUUGGACGAAGCAGCUGUACAUAAAUUGGGAAAUUCCGUCGUUUGGUACAUCCCGCUUGGCUUGAAGAAUUGGUUUUUAAAGCGAGGCAUUCAAAAUGUGAUAGAAUUAGAUUGGUGGCAAGAAGUAACGCAUGAAAAUAGACCGGAUGUAGUGAUCUCUUGUGUGCCUGCCAUGCAUUGGAGUGGAUCUAGAACUCCGUUUGAAAAAAAUAAUACCUUGUGUGGUGAUACGGGCUACAGUCCAGAAUUGUUCAAGGCGAUCGGUGAUAGAUAUGCACCAAUCACAUUGGCGGCUAUUCCCAUUGGCAGCUUCAUGCCUACAAAAUUAAUGCAGCAUCUCCAUAUGGGACCUGAGGAUGCCAUCAAGGCCCAUUAUGAUUUAGGCUGUCCCAGGCUAUCUGUAGGUAUUCAUUGGGGCACAUUUAUGAUGUCAGAUGAACAUUAUUUAGCACCACGACAGGUACUGGAACGGGUUUGGGAAACCUAUCAAGCGGAAAAACAAGACAAUGACAUGCAAUCCAUGAAUUAUGUAAAAGACACUAAAUUCACCACUACUGCAUUUGGUCAAACUGUUAUUUUAGACUAA